AAAAUUAGCCCGCAAAGAUGUGCAACAAAAUUACCGUUAUAACUUAUAUGUGAGUUUAAGCACUGGGGCCACAUGUUUGUGUCAUAUAUCAGUAUUUUGAGCAUUAAAUUCCGUUAAAUCUAAAGUGGAAAUUAUUCUUCUACACUCGGUCUUCCCAAUCAGCUUCUUCAACCUGAGACAGCAGCUAUAAUAUGGUAAAGGUGAGAUAUGCAUAGGGAAAACUUGGUUCCUUGGAAAGUUUCAAGCCAAAUGAUUCACAUAGAAGUCAUGCCAAACUUAGAAUUUGCAGAUAUAAAAUGUGAGCUCGAACAACCGAUCAGUGCAUAGACAAUUUUCUUCCAAGCCAUUUGGAUAGUUUGAACACACGAUCGUCUAUUUUCUACACAACAGGACAGUCCAGAAGCCCAAAAAUAUAGAAACAUUCAUGUCGCUGUCUAGUCUAGAAGACAGGGGCAUUGACAAAACCCAAAGAGAUAUAGUGGGUGCGUAGAUUAUAGAUAUGAGAUGCAAUUGGUAAGCGUACUCUCAGCAAGCACUAGCAGCUAGCUCUAAUGGCUCCCCAGAUCUCUUCUCUCGCUGCAUCCGCAGGAAUGUGCUUAGUUUCAGUUUUCACCAUAGCCUUGCUGACAAUCACCCUCUAUAUCCUCGGCGUUGUCACGUCGUUCGCCGUCUUCUGUAUCAGAGAGUUUGUCCAGAGCGUCCAGGACCGGCCACCGCUCGUCGGGACUGUGCUCCGUCAGCUCAAGAACUUCGAUAGGCUCUUCGACGAACAUGUGUCAUAUGCGCUUCUGCACCGCACCGGCAGGCUAGUCUAUCCCGGGCACAGUGAGGUCUUCACCUCUGACCCAGUUGUCAUCGAACAUUUCCUCAAAACCAACUUCAGCAAAUACAGUAAGGGGGCUUUCAACACUCAAGUAAUGAAGGAUCUCUUUGGGGAUGGAAUUUUUGCAACAGAUGGGGAGAAGUGGCGACACCAGAGGAAGUUAGCAAGCCACGAAUUCUCAACCAAAGUGCUACGUGACUUCAGCAGUGAUGUUUUCAGAAUGAAUGCUGCAAAACUGGCAGAGAAGAUCUCAUAUGCAACAGCUGAUAGAAUUACCAUAAACUUGCAGUCACUGCGGUGCAAAUUUUCUCAGGACCUUUUGAUGCGAACAACAAUGGAUUCAAUGUUCAAAGUUGGGCUUGGUUUCGAGCUUAACACGCUAUCUGGAUCAGAUGAGUCUAGCAUUCAAUUCAGCAAUGCGUUCGAUGAAGCAAGCUCUCUUGUUUACUAUCGCUAUGUUGAUCUGUUCUGGCAAGUAAAACGGCAUCUUAAUAUCGGAUCAGAAGCCAAACUCAAGAAGAGCAUUCAGGUAAUCGACGACUUCGUGAUGCAGUUGAUCCAUCAAAAGAGAGAGCAAAUGAAGAAUGGGCAUGAUCAUAAAGCCAGAGAGGACAUACUAUCAAGAUUCAUACUAGCAAGUGAGGAGGACCCUGAGACGAUGAAUGAUCGUUACCUGCGUGACAUAGUCCUCAGCUUCCUGAUUGCUGGGAAAGACACCACGGCAAAUACCCUUUCAUGGUUCUUCUACAUGCUCUGCAAGAACCCCGUGGUGCAGGAUAAGGUUGCCUAUGAAAUCGAGGAAUCUGUUGAGUGGGCGCAAGAAGAUAACAUGGAAACCUUCACUGCAAGAUUGGAACAAGGUGACAUUGACAAGAUGCACUACCUCCAUGCUACCUUAACCGAGACACUUCGGCUGUAUCCUGCUGUUCCAGUGGAUGGCAAGAUGGCAGAUGAAGAUGAUGUGCUACCUAAUGGCUAUAGAGUGAUAAAAGGGGAUGGAAUGAACUACAUGAUCUACGCCAUGGGAAGGAUGAAAUACCUUUGGGGUGAGGAUGCCGAAGAAUUCAGGCCUGAAAGAUGGCUUGCAAAUGGAGUAUUUCAGCAAGAAAGCCCUUACAAGUUUGUAUCUUUCAACGCAGGCCCCCGAAUCUGCUUGGGGAAAGAAUUUGCAUACAGGCAGAUGAAAAUCAUGGCUGCUACGCUGAUACAUUUCUUCAGGUUCAAACUGGAAGACGAAUCCAAGGGUCCAAUAUACAAAACAAUGUUUACCCUCCACAUGGAUAAAGGCCUUUAUCUAUUUGCACAACACCGUAAAAUUUCAGCUUGAAUAUCUCAACAAGCUACUAGAUCCUCUGUUGCUACACUGAAAUAUGUACAUUUCCAACAGAUACUCUUUACGACAAGUUGUAAAAAUAAUGUCAAAUGUUCGCAUAAGAACAACAAAGUAGCAACUAGCAAGGGUCAAUUUGGAGUGUAAAAGUAAGUCACAUAUGAGACAAUGUAUGCUCGUGCUGCCAUUCCGAAAGAA
This is a messenger RNA of Brachypodium distachyon (stiff brome), 2351 nucleotides long. RefSeq names its product cytochrome P450 704C1. Lineage: Eukaryota; Viridiplantae; Streptophyta; Magnoliopsida; Poales; Poaceae. Bases 552 to 2150 code for a protein of 532 amino acids. The record is from RefSeq and is a predicted model, not a curated record. The transcript is spliced from 6 exons. Gene Ontology annotation, molecular function: monooxygenase activity; heme binding; iron ion binding.